GCCUCCCUCCCACCGCCUCUGUCUCCCUCUCUCCACGAACUGCCCAGGAGCGAGCAGCUGCUCCCGGUUGGCCCUGACGGACAGACAAAUCGACAGCCUGACAUCCUAGUCCACCAACUAACCAGCCUGCACCUGGCUGCUUGCCCCUCCCCAGGAACAUUGACCAUGCGUCCCCUGUGGCUACUCACCUUGCUGCUGGCCCUGAGCCAGGCCUUGCCCUUUGAGCAGAAGGGCUUCUGGGACUUCACCUUGGAUGAUGGGCUGUUCAUGAUGAAUGAUGAGGAGGCUUCAGGCUCAGACACCACUUCAGGUGUCCCUGACCUGGACUCUCUCACACCUACCUUCAGUGCCAUGUGUCCUUUUGGUUGCCACUGUCACCUGCGGGUUGUUCAGUGCUCUGACUUGGGUCUGAAGACUGUGCCCAAGGAGAUCUCACCUGACACCACACUACUAGACCUGCAGAACAAUGACAUCUCUGAGCUCCGCAAGGAUGACUUCAAAGGCCUCCAGCACCUCUAUGCCCUGGUCUUGGUAAACAAUAAGAUCUCCAAGAUCCAUGAGAAGGCCUUUAGCCCUCUGCGGAAGCUUCAAAAACUCUACAUCUCCAAGAACCACCUGGUGGAGAUUCCUCCCAACCUGCCCAGUUCCCUGGUAGAGCUACGAAUCCACGACAACCGUAUCCGCAAAGUGCCCAAGGGCGUGUUCAGCGGGCUCCGGAACAUGAACUGCAUCGGUGAGACUAGUCUGUACUUUGGCAUCAGGCAUAAAGGAGACAGGUAGAGGGCUGUCACAUGUAGUCAUGGAAAAACCCUGUGUACCUCAGAAUAUCUCCCUGAGACCCUGAAUGAACUUCACCUGGACCACAACAAAAUCCAGGCUAUUGAGUUGGAGGACCUACUUCGCUACUCCAAGCUGUACAGGCUGGGCUUAGGCCACAAUCAGAUCCGGAUGAUUGAGAAUGGGAGCCUGAGUUUUCUGCCUACCCUGAGGGAACUUCAUUUAGACAACAACAAGCUGUCCCGGGUGCCUGCUGGCCUCCCAGAUCUCAAGCUCCUCCAGGUUGUCUAUCUGCACUCCAACAACAUCACCAAGGUGGGCAUCAAUGACUUCUGUCCCAUGGGCUUCGGAGUCAAGAGGGCCUACUAUAAUGGCAUCAGCCUCUUCAACAACCCUGUGCCCUACUGGGAAGUGCAGCCUGCCACCUUCCGCUGUGUCACUGACCGCCUGGCCAUCCAAUUUGGAAAUUAUAAGAAGUAGAGGCAGUGGUAGCCACCAUGGUGGCCUUGGUGAGAGUCUCUGAGGAACAUAGCCAGAUGUUCCACAGGGGAAAGGGAAGCAAAGAAGCAACACCUUUGUUCCCCAAUAUUAACUCACUACCCCACCACAGCUUCCCCCUGGCUCCUAAGCAUGCAUAUAUGCACAUGGCCUGGCCCCCUCACCCAUUCCCCUCAGCCUUUGAAAUUUAACACUCACCAACCAUGUCUGCUCAGAGACUGCCUAUAAAUCUUUCUUCUUGCUCAUCCUGCAACUCAGAUGUUUAUGGAAAGAGAGGCUAGCAAGGAUAGAGCACACUGCCACGCUACUGUUCCAUCCAGGCAUGUGUUCCUCCUCUUCCACGUCUGACUUCCAGCUCUCCUGGGCUCUGCUUGGUGCCUUAUCCUCUGGUGUUCUCUCUUCAACAAGUUCACUACCUGCCCAUCCCAGCUACCACCUGGCUCUGCUAACUUCUAGAUCAUUCCUUCUCUCUAACCCUGUUAUGCUUCCUGGCACUUUUCUUCCUUCUGGGGUUAUUGAUCUGUCCCUUGCCAUCUCUGGACCUAGUUCAUAUCUCUCUGUCUUUGUCUCUUUCUGUAUCUCUUUGCCUAUAUCUUUGUCUGUCUCUAUUUCUGUCUCUGUCUCUGUGUGUCUCUCUGUCUUUGCAUCUGUCUCUCUCUGACACCACACACACACACACACACACACACACACACACACACACACAGACACACACACACUGAUUGUCUGCCCCAGGCUGCUUUCUGCUUCACAGGCCUCUGGCCAGUCCCUGCACAAACAAAUAUGGGGAAACUAUCUUCCUGAUUGCCCUACCCAGCACUUGACCUCCAGCCCUGGAGGAAGCUGGAAGGUGGAAGCCCAGAAUCCUGUCCAUAUUGUCCAGGAAAGGGGUUCAUCCUCUGCUAUCAAGAUGAGAAGCAGGAAGCCUCCUAGCUCCUGGAGAGGCUCAGCAGGCCAUCAGAACCCCCCAGAACCAGUUUGCAUUGGCCCCUGCCCUCUCCCCAAGAUGGCUAGGUCCCCUCCCUCACCCUUGGGUCCCUGCUGUGGUAUGAGGUGGUGGUCAGUUGCACCCAGCAAGAGGGAGUGCUGCUUAUGAGGUCAGUUGUCUCUCAAUUAAAGAAACACUGUGCAAUACAA
Messenger RNA from Mastomys coucha (southern multimammate mouse), 2412 nucleotides. RefSeq names its product biglycan (gene Bgn). Gene Ontology annotation, molecular function: protein binding. Lineage: Eukaryota; Metazoa; Chordata; Mammalia; Rodentia; Muridae. The record is from RefSeq and is a predicted model, not a curated record. The transcript has 7 exons.